Meloidogyne enterolobii is the source of this 3940-nucleotide messenger RNA. Lineage: Eukaryota; Metazoa; Nematoda; Chromadorea; Rhabditida; Meloidogynidae. The record is from the annotation of a GenBank genome assembly.
UUUUUUUGACGCGGGAAGUUUGGCGCGACCGGUCUGGAUUUAGUUGCGUGCAAGUUCGCAAUGUUUGUAGCUGGAUUCUAUUUUUUACAGUUUUUCGGAUGUAGUAUGGUUCUACUUUGUCGCCGCGCAAUUCUAUUAAUCUUUCAUUUUCGUUUUGCCAUAUUCUUUUUUUUAUUUUUGAGUAAUUUUAUAAUUUAGUUAGAUUUGUUUUCAUUUUUUUGAUUGAAUAAUGGGGAAAUUGUCGGAGAAUACACAGGCUGAAGAAGUACCAGAAAAUGAUGCAAAUAUUGAGACCAUGAAAGAACCUGUAACAGAAAAAGAAGAAUAUUUAUCUCUUUGUCAACUUGUCAAUCCAAUUUCACAACCUCUCGCGUCUAGAAAAUUGGCUAAAAAACUUUAUAAGUUGGUGAAGAAAUCAGCUAAAGAAAAGGGAUCUUUACGACAUGGUCUUUCUGAUGUCAUGAAGGCUAUUAGAAAGAAUGAAAAGGGUAUACUUAUACUUGCAGGAAAUGUUUCGCCAAUUGAUGUAUACAGUCACAUUCCAGCACUCUGUGAGGAAAAGCGUGCUCGUAGCGGGCUUGUUGUCCAGAUACCUGAAGAACCUUCUGAGCUGGUUUCAGUGAAGGUUUUUAUUAAAACCUCCAAUUGUCCAAAACGUGUUGAACUCUGUAGUGGUUGUUCGAAUAAAAUAAAACAAUUCCUUUGCGGAGAAUCUUCAGACAAUGAUCUUAAUGAUGAACUUAAUGUGGCAUUGCGUAAUUCGGAUCAGAAUCAUGUCAGUGAACGAGUAACUACUAAUUCAACUGUGGAAGGAGUAAAUGGAGUUUUAAACGGGAACGAUUCUUUAAAGGAUAACAACAAUGAACAAAAUUCUAUUGCGGACAUAAAUUCUAAUGAAGUUGUUAAUGAAACUCAAGAAUUUAUUAAUUGUGAUGGUUGUUUGGUUUCUGAUGUGGAAGUGGACUCAGUCACUAAUGAUUUUGUUGAACCUGAAAUGAAUAAUUUGUUAGAAGAAAUUGACCUUGCAAGUUCACCUAUUCAAAUAACAACUUGUGUCCCACCAGCUCUUUCAACGAAUGAGAUCAAUAUUGAACAUCAGAAAAAUCAAAAUAAUGAAAUUAAUAUUGAUGAUGGACAACACUGUACUUCUAUGGAGAUUGAUAAAAUUUUGGACAUAGAUGGUGGUAUUAGUGAAAGUGUUACUACAAAUAAUUUAAUGAAAGAUAUAAGCAUUGACGGAGCGUUUGAAAAUCUUAAUUCUGCAAUAAGUACCAUUAAAGAGCAACAAAUAAAAAUAAAUAAUGCGGCUGAUGACGAAGCGAUAGAGAAGUGUGGAAUGGGGAAUUGCGAAGUGAUAAUUAAAAAUUCUGAUUUUGAUCGGCUCGCAAAAAUUAUAGAGAGUGGACAAAGACGGAAGAACAUUAUUAAUAGCUCUGUAGAGGAUGACGAUAUCAACGCCGAGUUGGAUAGACAAAUACGGACGGUAGAUAAUCUAUUACGUGGAGGAAAUCGUAAAUCAAGGAAGGAUUCCAUCUCUUCUCCUAAAGUUUAUGACACUGAAUGUGAGGAUAGUGAGCACGUAAAUGAUGAGAACGAAAAUCGAUCUAGUGCUGCUUCUUCUGUAUCAGAUUCUCAGAAGUCUAAAAAUUCUUUUCUUAGAAAGCGUAAUUUGAGAUCACUCCCUGCUAAACAAUCAAAAAAUUCGAGCGAAAAUGGAAGCAAUGGAAGUAGUGAUUGGCUUUCAAAGAAUAAUGCUGAAAAGAGUGAGGCUUCUACCGAGAGUCCUGACGAAAGUGAUUCUGACACAGAUGAUACUUUUGUUGAAGCACCGAAGUUGACGCCAGCUCAGCGACAGGCUGACGCGGAAGUGAGACGUUUACUUCGUGAUACUCGCGUUAAAAUUUCUGAUAGUGAUGGUUCUGAUGCUACUAUAAUAAAAACUGAUGGUGAUGAUUCUGAUAGCGAUUCAGAUAGAAAGAAUCGGAGAGCUAAAUCCAAAAGACUUAAACUCAAGGAUCUUAAUUCUGAUGAAAAUGACGUUUCAAAUAAACCGUCCUCUUCUAAAAUAAUUUCAUCAGACGAACCAAAAAAACGAAUGACUGCCAAAAAAUCUCAUAUAGGCAAAAAUCUGGACGGUCCAAAUAGGAAGAAAAGGCGGAUUAUUUAUUCUGACGAUGAUGGAGAUGUUCAUUCAUUAGAUGGAGUCGAAAAUAACAAAAUUAGUGAUGAGGAAGAUUUUCCCAAACAAGUAGGUCGACGAAAAGUUAUUCCGAAGGAAAAAUUGGCUCAAGCGACUAAAGACGCGGAGAAAGCUGAAAAGGAGCGACGAAAGCGGUUAGAGGAGAAACAGCGCGAGUUCAAUGGGAUUGAAUUGACUAUUGAUGAGGCUGGCAAUGCAUCUUUAAUCAAUGAACAAUCUAUUCCCAAAUUGAAAAAUGUCAUUUUGGACAGAGACAGUGAGAGUGAAGCUCCAGUUCCCGUUCGAGUACAUCCAUUUCUCGUCAAAGUGUUGAAGAAACAUCAGGCUGAAGGAAUUCAAUUCCUCUAUAAUUGUACAAUAGAAUCACUUUCUCGAUUAGAUGAACCUGGUGGUGGAGCAAUACUUGGUCAUUGUAUGGGUCUUGGAAAAACUUUGCAAAUUAUUGCGUUUCUUCACACUAUUUUGACACAUGAAAAAAUUUCAAAGAAAAUCAAUAAAGUUUUGGUAGUUGUUCCUAAAAAUGUUGUUUUAAAUUGGAUGAAUGAAUUUGAAAAAUGGCUUUAUGGGGAGACUGAUUCAAUUAAUUAUUCGGAAUUAGACUCUUGGAGGACUUAUGAAGAACGUCUCAAAGCAAUUAAACGUUGGAUUAAUUUUGAAGGACCGUCAGUGCUUAUAAUUGGUUAUGAAUUAUUUAGAAUUCUAACUUUUACUGAUGAGGAUAAAGCUAAUAUGAGUAAAAAUCGCAGGAAGAAUGUACCUUUGAAGAAGAAAUUGCCAGCAACUAAAAAAUUGGAUAAGCUUAGGCCACAGUUUUGUGAAUAUCUACAAAAUGGUGAGAAGAUCUACUUUUAUAAAAAUAUUUUUAUUUUAGCUCCACAUUUACUUGUUUGUGAUGAAGGACAUAAACUCAAAUCACCUUCAACAGCGCUUUUCUAUACAAUUGACAAAAUAAAAACGCUGAGGCGAAUUUGUAUGACUGGGACACCCCUUCAGAAUAAUUUAGAAGAGUAUUAUUGUAUGGUCAACUUUGUAAAGCCAAAUCUUCUUGGUAGCCUCGAUGAAUUUAAGAGCCGUUUUUCUAAUAUAAUAAAAUGUGGAAGAUCAAAAGAUGCAAGUGCUUAUGAUGUUCGUCGAAUGCGUAGAAGAUGCCAUGUACUUUUUGAUCGACUUAAAUGUGUAUUAGAUUGGCGGGAUUAUAGUGUUUUGAGGAAUUCUCUUCCUCCGAAACAAGAAUAUGUUAUAAAUAUUCGCCUAACUAAAGUUUAUUUUAUUUAUAAAUUCAAAAAAAAAUUUAUUAAGGUCCAAAUAGAUUUGUAUAAAAAAUACUUGGAUUUUCGAAAUUUAACUGAGGAAAAACGUGGAACUAAUGAUGUUGGUGUGAGACUUCUUUAUGAUCAUUUGAUUCUUUAUCGUGUUUGGACGCAUCCAUACCUUUUGGUAGAACAUGUGAAACGUGAACAAUAUAAAUCUCAAAAUUCAAUUGAUGACUUCAUUGAUGAUGACUAUGAUUCAGAGGCAGAAAGUAAUGAUUCUGAUGAUAUUGUCGCUAUAGAUGCAUUAAAUGACAAUCCCUCUACCUCUUCUGCUAACAAUAAGAAUAACGAGUUCGAAAAUCCUUUAGAAAAUUGGGCAAAAGAUUUAGUUUCUGAAAAGGAUCGAAAUAAUUUUGCAUUGAGCAACAAAUUACUACUACUUAUUGAAAUUAUUAAAAAAUGUGAGAAGAUUGGAGAUAAAUUGUAA